CUUGGCCUUGGCCUUCUUCUUAUUAAACCCUUCCAACUUCUACCUAGCUAUCAACUUUCUCUCAACUCUCAAGCCAAAACUGUCUUAUAGAAGUGAGGAAAGUGGGUGCACAUUUUUAUAUAUUUAUGCCAAUAGAUUGUCGAGCUUCUUCAAUUAUGACAAUGCCGCCUCCUGAUAACCCUUCUUUGCAGACAGCAAAGGAUGAACAUGAGCCUUUGGUUUUUGAUGCAUCACUUCUUCAAUAUCAGUCCAGCAUACCUUCACAGUUCAUAUGGCCUGACCAUGAAAAACCAGAACUUGAACCUCCACAAUUGAUGAUUACUCCUAUUGACUUGGGGGAUUUCCUCUCCGGAGAACCUCUUGCCAUCUCAAAAACAUCACAUCUUAUCAAUGAGGCAUGCAAGAAACAUGGAUUCUUUCUAGUUGUAAAUCACGGUGUUGAUUUAAGCCUUAUAAAAAAAGCUCACCAGUACAUGGACUUGUUCUUUGGCAUGCAAAUCUCACAGAAGCAAAAAGUUCAAAGAAAGAUUGGAGAACACUGUGGAUAUGCCAGUAGUUUCACUGGUAGAUUCUCUUCUAAACUUCCAUGGAAAGAAACACUCUCUUUUCGAUAUUGCGCUGAUAAACAGUCCUCCAACAUUGUGGAAGAAUAUUUCUCCAACUCAAUGGCUGAAGAUUUCAGGCAAUUCGGAAAGGUAUACCAAGAAUAUUGUGAGGCCAUGAGCAGUCUCUCACUUGGGAUCAUGGAGCUGUUGGGAACUAGUCUAGGGGUCGGGGGAGCAUACUUUAAGGAGUUUUUUCAAGGAAAUGAUUCGAUAAUGAGACUUAAUUACUAUCCCCCUUGCCAAAAACCUAAUUUGACACUAGGAACUGGCCCUCACUGUGAUCCCACAUCCUUAACAAUCCUUCACCAGGACCAAGUGGGUGGACUUCAAGUGUUUGUGGAUGAAGAAUGGCAGUCCAUUGCUCCCAACCCAGAAGCUUUCGUUGUUAACAUUGGCGACACAUUCAUGGCUCUAUCAAAUGGCAUUUACAAGAGUUGCUUGCACAGAGCGGUGGUGAAUAAUACGACUGUAAGGAAAUCUCUUGCUUUCUUUCUAUGUCCAAAGAUGGACAAGGUGGUGACACCCCCAAAAGGUUUAGUUGAUGCUGAUAAUCCAAGAAUGUAUCCAGACUUCGUGUGGGCCAGUUUGCUGGAAUUUACACAGAAAUAUUAUCGAGCUGACAUGAAAACUCUUGAUGCCUUCUCUCACUGGCUUCAUGGUCAGCAGCAAGUAUUAAGAGGGUAACCAUAAAGUUGAAGAGUUAUAUUAAUUACUGUUAAGGAUUUUAUCAGUUGGAGGGCCAGAUAUGAAUAUGAAGGGAGAUAUACAUUAAUUAUAAUGCAGAUUGAGAGGCUUGGUGCUUGUAUUAUGAUGGUGGAAAAAGUACUAAAAGAAAAGGCAACAGAACCAGCAAAAAAAGAGGUCAUUUUUGUGUAAUGAUGUGUUUGUGUUGGAGAAUCGUAUCUGAAAGCAAGAAGCAUAUUUAGAAAUAAUUAAAGAGCUGAAUGCAUGGGCUCCAUUGCGCGUUGGUAUUACCAAAAUGGGUACUCGCCGUGCUUUUGCUUCU
Molecule: messenger RNA, 1611 nt
Organism: Mangifera indica (mango)
Lineage: Eukaryota; Viridiplantae; Streptophyta; Magnoliopsida; Sapindales; Anacardiaceae
Product: gibberellin 20 oxidase 1-like
Exons: 3
Coding region: 126-1289 (387 amino acids)
Biological process (GO): gibberellin biosynthetic process; response to light stimulus; unidimensional cell growth
Molecular function (GO): gibberellin 20-oxidase activity
Source: RefSeq, a predicted model, not a curated record